Molecule: messenger RNA, 585 nt
Organism: Suillus subalutaceus
Lineage: Eukaryota; Fungi; Basidiomycota; Agaricomycetes; Boletales; Suillaceae
Product: Shr3 amino acid permease chaperone
Exons: 4
Coding region: 1-585 (194 amino acids)
Biological process (GO): endoplasmic reticulum to Golgi vesicle-mediated transport
Cellular component (GO): endoplasmic reticulum membrane
Source: RefSeq, a predicted model, not a curated record
AUGGGUGUACGAGCUGGUGUUGUCGUUUGCAUAACCUCUUUCUUACUCGGUUCACUCUUCACUCAUUGGAUCGCAGACUCUCUGACUCUGUGGAAGUCACCGGUAACUGACGAGCAUUUGUGGACCGCAGCUCUUUACUACUCGAUACUGACCAAAGGUCCCGUACAAAUUCUCUAUGUACUCUUUGGCAUCAUUAUACUUGGCGGAACGACCAUCUUUUGGAGUUUCAAUGAUUUGGAAGCGGGCAACUUGAUGUUUGACGGAGGGAGCAUAUUCCUCUACGGCGUCGCUGCCAUCAUGUACGCGUACUCCGUCAUUCCCAAUCUCAUGGAUAAAUUCACGACAAUUCCACCUCAUCAUAUGAAGGACGCUUUUCCACGUUUACUAAGAACACCUACUCUCGACCUGGCGUCAAACCACCUCGUUUGCAGUGUAGCGCUGACAGGUGUCCUGAUACUUCAGGCUGGUCGGUGGUGGGCUGAACUGGCCGAUGGUGACGAUGAGGAAGGCUACCUUUCUGAAAAAGUUGACGGUGACGUUGGAGAGGAGAAAAAGUCAACAACUCCCCUCGCGGCAACCGCAUGA